CUUUAACAUAAGUACAUAUUUACAGUCCAACGUAAACAGGAUAGCUACUCUUAGAGUUCCUUAACAUUAAGAUGACAGCGUUAGAUCUAGCCUUGAGAAACCCCGCUUGAUAUAAAUACGUGAUGGCGUUUAGGUCUCUGACAGAAAGCUUCACGUUUAUGAGAAAUAAUGCAUUCCAAAACAGAAGUUUCUAUCGUGACGAUAAAUCUGAUCAAGAAUCAUUGGUAUCCAAAUCUAAAAAUAAAGCUCCUGUCAAUAACUCUACUAAAAAGUUACGUAAUGAAUGGCAAACCACAGUCAAUUCACUUCAAUAUACGUUCAGCAUGAUACGACAAAAAAUGAAAGAAGUUAUUGCUCUUCAUGAUAGACAUCUCAUGGCUUCGAAUUUGGAUGACAACUUAGAUGAAGAUCAGGAAAUAGAGUUUCAAACUAAAGAGCUUACUCAGUUGUUUAAUCUAUCACAUAGCCAACUUGGCCAGUUAUCCAAAUUGAAACGUUCCUCAGCUAUGUGGCAACAAUCGCAAGAAGCCAAGUUGGCAGAAAACGUCGUUUGUAAUCUGGCGCGAACUCUUCAAGAUCUCUCAGUGGUAUUUCGAAAGGCACAAUCAGAAUAUCUAAACAAACUUCGAUCCAGAGAUGAACGAAUACGUAGUUACUUAAAUAUAGAUUUAAAUAUAGGAGAUACAUCAUCAACAUCAAACAACCUGGUAAAUGAGUUUGAAGAUGGUGAUUAUGCUGUUUGGGAAUCACAAAAACAAAGACGGAGUUUAUUACUUACAGAAAAUACAAACAUGGUUGUACAACGUGAACAAGAAAUUCAUCAGAUUGUUCAGUCUAUUCAUGAAUUGAAUGAGAUUUUUCGCGAUGUUGCACAAAUGGUUGUGGAUCAAGUUAUAUUCGGUAUGAUAAAUACGAAGAUCGUUAAGUACGGCUAGCGAAGAAACAAAUCGGUUCAAUGUGAUCAAACGAUUAGCAAUUGUGCCAACCAAUAAGAUCCAAACAAGAAAAUUUGGUAUUAAAAAAGGACUACUUGGGACAUUAGUGGAUCGUAUCGAUUAUAAUGUGGAACAUACUCAAAUUCGAGUUGAAGAGGGUUUGAAGCACUUGACAAAAGCUCAAAGUCACCAAUCGAAGGAUCGUAAAAUGAUUGUUAUCCUUGUAUUGGCUGGAUUGGUAAUUAUAUUCGGUGUUCUACUGAUUGUUACCAAAUUUCGAUAAUUCACCACAGAGAUUGUUCUGACCACUUUUGAAAUGACCGCCAUCUUUACUGCAUUAUUCUAAAUUAUUAUUUAACAUGAAUAAAUAUGUGAUAAAAAGUUGGCUUGUUAAGUCAUUCGUCUUUCAUACUUGGUUCUGAACAAAUUUUUCAAAUGUGUUCAUAUACUACUACUAAACCAACUUGGUAUUAAUAGCAUCAAUUUAGAAUAACUUGAAUUAAGGUGUUGUUAAUAGUUCUUCAUUCAUAACUUUAUGUCUUUGGAAAUGUUUGUGUUGUUUCAAUAUCUUUUGUUUUUGUAAAUAUGUAAUACUCUUGUGUUAUUUAAUUAUGAAACUGACUUGAACCCUUUCUAUCAAUUUUACAUAAUCCUUUUCUUGUAUCUUACCACUUUGAGUAAAGCAUUAAAAUACAUUCCUUCAUCAUUGUUUCUCAUGUUGUUUGUUUCCCGACGCUUACUGUUAUACUUGUGAUAAUGAAUGAUUGUUUUAACUUUUCGUAUUAUUUCUUUUUCAUGAGAUUUUUCGGCUGUUUUCAUAUUUUUAUUCAUUUAUACGCUAAUGAUUAAGCUUAUAUUGAAACUUUACAUAAUGUAAAUAUAUCAGAAUAUAUGUAUAUG
Messenger RNA from Schistosoma bovis, 1835 nucleotides. Lineage: Eukaryota; Metazoa; Platyhelminthes; Trematoda; Strigeidida; Schistosomatidae. The record is from the annotation of a GenBank genome assembly.